Messenger RNA from Hippoglossus stenolepis (Pacific halibut), 708 nucleotides. It is a transcript of the gene slirp, whose product is annotated as SRA stem-loop interacting RNA binding protein. The coding region runs from base 80 to 382 and encodes 100 amino acids. The record is from RefSeq and is a predicted model, not a curated record. The transcript has 4 exons. NCBI's taxonomy places the organism in Eukaryota, Metazoa, Chordata, Actinopteri, Pleuronectiformes, Pleuronectidae. Gene Ontology annotation, molecular function: RNA binding.
AGUCAGUGGUUGCAUGACGUAUACGUUUUUGUCACGUGAUUUCACGUCAUAGGUCAGAGGGGAAUUUGAAGGACGCAACAUGGCGGCGCCAGCUAAGAAAGUUUUCGAGGUCUUCGUGUCUAAAAUACCUUGGACCGUAGCCAGCAAGGAGAUGAGAGAGUACUUUGGGCAGUUUGGCUCAGUGAAGAAGUGCCUUCUACCAUUUGAUAAAGAAACAGGCUUCCACAGAGGCUUCUGCUGGGUUGGAUUCUCGACAGAGGAGGGACUGAACAAUGCAAUUGAGAAAGACCCACAUAUUCUGGAGGGAGCCAAGCUCCAGGUUCAGAGGAACAGACGACCAUUUGCAGGGCAGAAAUCAAACAAAGGCAGUGAACUUGAAUGAAGCUCUCUGGUGUUACUGCGUCAAAGAGACAAAGACGUGUUAUUGUUUUUCUCUGUUUUCAAAAACUGUACAAUUCUAUUCAGGCACUAAGGGAAGACUUAAAGCAGUACACCAGCAUUGUUGUGUUUAUUUUCUAUUUCAAAGUCUCUGUAUUACACCCUCAGUAAAUGUUGGCCUUAGCUUUGUUGUCAUUGUUUUAAUAGGUUUUCCAGUAGUAUUGACUUUAUUUAUUCUCAGUCAUGUUAUUGUCAACAGUCGCUGGUUGGUGGUAGCUGCUGAGGUUAUACAUCAUUCCACUGUAUGGCAAUAAAAAGUGUUAUACUCCA